Mesorhabditis belari is the source of this 1044-nucleotide messenger RNA. NCBI's taxonomy places the organism in Eukaryota, Metazoa, Nematoda, Chromadorea, Rhabditida, Rhabditidae. The record is from the annotation of a GenBank genome assembly.
AUGGGCUUCGCCGAAUUCCAACACGAUCAAAUCUCGAAAAAGUUUGUUUUGCUGUUGGAGAAAUGUGAUGGUGGCGACUUACUAACUAUGAUCAAUGACAGACACAAGAUCUAUUCCAUGUAUACAGUCGUUUAUUGGGCAGAACAGUUGUUUUCGGCGCUUGAAUAUUUACGGACGCGAAAUCUCAUUCAUCGGGAUAUUAAAGCAGAGAACGUUCUUCUAUCUAUAAAGCCAAAUCAGCCAAAUUUAUCGCCAAAUAAAAUCGAAUAUGAUGUGAAACUUUGCGAUUUUGCCUUUACAAUUCAUCGCGAAAACACUACUUUUUUUUUGAUGGAAACUUGGGAGGAAUCUCCUAAAGGAACAUAUGCUUCAAUGAGCCCUGAAGUGUACAAUUGUAUGGAUUACCAAAAUGGCACAGCCAGGGCCUUGGGCUUAGAGUUGGCUGUGGAAACAGAUUUAAACGAAGAGCGAAAGAUUCGACCACUCGGAUUCGAUGAUACCAAGCAACGAAAAGAAUGUGCUUCGAGUUGUGUGAUGUUGAACAAAGCCCUUUCAUCAUUAUCAAAAAUCGGUGAAACAACUGAUCAUGAGCCCUCGGAUCGUCAUCGAAAACUUUUCCUAGAAAAAUUUGAUGAUGUGCAGCAGGCGAGUUUGGACGCUAAGGCAAUUUACGCCGGACAAUCGGCUAUUUUUUCUAAACGCUAUAAGGAGAUCGAUCCUGAAUUCAGCAAAAGCGAAAAGAUUAGAAGCGAUCGGAUUGACUUGAGCUUUAAACAGAUCCUAAUUGCCGAUUUCAAACACCAGGCCGAUGUUUUCAAAUCAACAUUCGAUGUGCUUAUUGAGACGGUGAACAUUCCUGCAACCGAGCUUAGUGAUUAUGUCUUUCAAUUGCAAAUUCCUCCAAGGCACUCGUCAACUUGUAAGAAUCCUGAUGAUCUCAUUCUUAAAGCUGGUUUCCCAGCAUCGACUUUCAAAGUUGUGCCGAAUCGAGACAGGAGAUCGUCGCAGAUUGGAAAUUUUACGUUCACCGUGAUGAGCAGAAGA